Molecule: messenger RNA, 1147 nt
Organism: Schistosoma turkestanicum
Lineage: Eukaryota; Metazoa; Platyhelminthes; Trematoda; Strigeidida; Schistosomatidae
Source: the annotation of a GenBank genome assembly
GAGCAGUAAUUCAGCACAUAUUUUAAGUCUGUGUGAAUAAAUUGUACAACUACUUCUAUGAGUGAACAAAAAGAAAAUUUUUUCAAGCAUCCCAGAAGAAAAACGGUUUAUGUUGCCUCACGUUAUUUGGAGAAAGCGAAUGCUAUUCAUCGAUCCGCUUCGUCUGUAAGAGAAAAACCGAACAAAGGACAACAAAACAGUUUGAUCGGUAAGCAGCAAUCAUCUCCAAAACUUGGAGCCAAUGCAUCUAAUGCUCGAUUGGUCAUUGAUGAUUCCGUUGCUUCUGCAAUUCAUCCACAUGAUAUGGGACACAGUAGUUUAACUGAACACUCUUCAGAAACUCAUGAUUUAUCUGCAAUUAGUUCAAGUUCAUUAUUACCUGUGGAUAAUCCUAUGAAAAAAAUCAAUGAUUUAGAUGUUGAUUCACUGUCUGAUAUAUCAUUAGCUGUAUACAGUAUUUGGACAUUGUUUCAACGUUAUGCAUCAAAUUACAUUGUGAAUAAAGUGGAAUGUGAUUAUGUUAAGAUAGUUGAUCUGCUAAAUCGCAUAAAAUCUAAACGUGAAGAAAUUAUCCGCUUACGCAAAUUAAAAUGUGAAUGGGAGAAUUGGUAUCAAUCAGUUAAAGAUUUACAUAAUGAGCGCAAAUUACUUACAAAUUUAAUUCAAACGUUGGGUAUAUCUGAAAAUAAUUCAACAGAGAAAGAUAAUUCUUUAAAUAGUCAAAUCGAGUUAUUGCCUCAACUGGAACAAUCUAUAUUACAAAAAUUUUCACCUGUAUUCAAUCGUCUAAUUGUAAAAGGGAUAAAGUUAGACAAUUGUGAAAAUGUUUUAAACGAUUUGAAACAACUUAAUGACAUAGCAUCUUUAUUUUCUAACAUUAAUGAAAACGAUAUUAAUUCAUUUGAACAAUUAGCCAAUGAAAUUCACAAUUUCGCUGAUCAUUUACAAACUGUCAUUUAUCCAAAUAAUAUUACUCAGUAUGAACAAUUAAUACAAUGUUUACAAACUUUUAUUUUACAAACUUCAUUGAAAUGUGAACAAAUUGAACGUCAAUGGCUAAAACAAACAAUGUCAUCAGAUUAAAUUUUUUGAUAACUCUAUUUUUGUGAAAGAAUAAUUUGACUCAUUUUUUUUUGAUAAAUUUAUU